GGGAAACCCAUCACGUUUGGCUUGUCAUGGAGAAGAACAAUGACGUCAUCCGUCAGGCAGGAAAGUUCUUGCAUGCUCCCUCCAUGCAGUUGUCCCAGUAUCUCUUCUCUCGCAAGGGAGGCCACAACUUCCUGGAAAGGGUGAAGCCUUCCAAAGACCCCGCGAAGCGGAACCGACAGAGCACAGAGAGGGUGCGUUCAUCUUCCUUUGGGGUGGACACGGAGAACGAGGCUGCAGGAGGAGGCUCGGGGAACUCGCCAAGGCAAUCGAAGUCGGGCUCUCGAGCUGCCUCCCGCAAUGGAAGUUUGGAGCUGGACAACUCGGAGAUACAAGAGCACCGAACCAGAUGGACACACGGGAUUUCAGGACCUGACACGAGUCAGGAAGUGGCAGUCGCCCGCACUGAGUCGCAAACUCCAGGAAAACUGCAAGUGCCGAACAGUGCAGGAAGCCCUGGGCACAAGCGCGCCUUGCGCGCGGGGUCGCAUGAGUCCAUGGGCUCCCGCGGCUCACGCGACGACCAAGGCAGCGGCAGGAAAGAGCAACAGUCCGUGGACGACUCAUGUGAUGUGGCUGAUGACGGAGGCGCCCCUGCUCCGCGCAGGUUGAUGGCCUCGCUUCAGGAGUUGGGACUGACACCUAGGUCGAAAGCCACCAGCUCGCAAAAGGCGUUGAUUCAGAAGCAGCGCCUAAGGAGUAUGAGCAAAUCCAACCUGAAUAUCAAAGCCAAGUCGCGCUUUCCCUUACUGAGCGGCUGGUGUCUUCGCAUCGUGGAUCACACUGCGUUUAUGGCCGCCGUGGUCUUGGUGAUUUUCAUCCAGUCGGUCUACAUGGGUCUUGAGGACGAAGGAAGUCUGGUGGUGGACGUCCUUUUCGCCGCCUUUUACUUUAUCGAGCUGGCCAUGCGGCUCAUUGCCUACGGCUCUGACUUCCUGAAGAGUGCCUUCAAUCUGAUGGAUCUAGGUCUCAUCGUGUUGAACUUCGUGGAUUUAUUGAUCGUCAUUAUCCAGGGCAGUAGUUCUUUAGACGUGAUGGUCAGCUUGAGACUCACUCGUUUGCUUCGGCUGGGUGGUCUGGUGAGACUCCUUCGGUUCUUCAAACCGCUCUACCUCUUGGUGGCUGGCAUUAUGGUCUCCCUGAAGACCGUUGUUUGGGCCUGGAUCUUGAUGAGUCUCAUCAUCUACGUCUUUGGGUUGGUCUUCUACCGGGCACUGAAGCCUGACCUUUGCACUGCAGGUAGCGCAGAGGAAGAUCUAAUGCUGGGGACGUACUUUGGGACCUUGUCUCUUUCAGUGUUCACUGUUUUUCAGAUCACCACCCUAGAGGAUUGGCCGAACAUCUCGGACGUCAUGGCCAAAUACCAGGAGUGGCUCACUGUGAUGGUGAUCUUGUUGCUCCUUCUGACCGCCUACGGUGUGAUGAAUGUCACCGUGGCGAUCUUUGUGAACAGCGCCAUGGAUGCCUCCUCAGUUCGUUCUAGGGACAUCGCGAAGAAAGCCAAGGAAGAAGGAGAAGCUACUUGCAAGUCGCUUCAACAGGUUUUCAUGGACGCGGAUAACGAUGGCAACGGGACCCUGUCCAAGGAGGAGUUUGAAAAGGCAAUCAGCGAGAAGAACUUGCUGGGCCGUUUGCACAGCGCUGGCAUUGAUGUGGAAAGCGCCGCCCAGCUCUUUGAUAUCCUGGACCUGGAUGGCAGUGGCACUUUAGAUGGCAACGAGUUUGUGGAGGGUGUGCUUCGCUCACGGGGCUAUGCGCAGAAUAAGGACUUGGUGGGUCUCCGUUGCGAUGUCUGGCGAGCCAACUUGAGCGUCCAAGAUGAGAUACGCCUGGUGAGUCUCUACUUCGAGGAGCGACUCCUCGAGACGAAAGAGAAGAUCCAGAAUCUCAAAGAGGUGGCUGGUCCGGUCUUGCAUCGUGCCGCCGAGGAAAUGCGCAAGAAACCGGACCUCAAGAAGGGUCGCAUCAGCCACGGCCAUGCCGUCAUCAUUGGUGCGGAGGUAUCCACCGAUGAUCACGAUGAGAGCCUUAUAUCGAUGGGUGCACGGCCUUCUGAAAGCUCAAGAGGUCUCCACAGUGCUCCGUUGUCUCUCUACGGGCCACCGGGUCUUGGCUAAGC
Molecule: messenger RNA, 2116 nt
Organism: Cladocopium goreaui
Lineage: Eukaryota; Dinophyceae; Suessiales; Symbiodiniaceae
Source: the annotation of a GenBank genome assembly